Molecule: messenger RNA, 880 nt
Organism: Oryzias melastigma (Indian medaka)
Lineage: Eukaryota; Metazoa; Chordata; Actinopteri; Beloniformes; Adrianichthyidae
Gene: psenen
Product: presenilin enhancer, gamma-secretase subunit
Exons: 4
Coding region: 164-469 (101 amino acids)
Biological process (GO): Notch receptor processing
Cellular component (GO): gamma-secretase complex
Source: RefSeq, a predicted model, not a curated record
CUCAGUUCCACUCCAGAACAGUAGGUGGCGGUGUGGGGCACAGUGCAUUUAAAAACCAAAACAGACGAUGCUGAGGGAAACCGAGUCGGAGUAAAAUAGAUCUAAAGAGGAGGAAGUAUCUGAUUGUUUUUGGCGAAUUUUGACCCUAAAAUAUAAGUUCGCAAUGAACCUGGAACGACUUCCUAACGAGGAGAAACUUACCCUCUGCAGAAAAUAUUACUUGGGAGGCUUUGCGUUUCUCCCUUUCCUAUGGCUUGUCAAUGUUGUCUGGUUUUUUCGGGAGGCCUUCAUAAAACCUGCCUACACUGAACAGCUGCAGAUAAAAACCUAUGUACAGCGGUCAGCAGUGGGAUUGCUGUUAUGGGUGGCAGUUCUCACUACAUGGAUUACCAUUUUCCAGCACUUCAGAGCACAGUGGGGGGAAGUGGGAGAUUCCCUGUCCUUUACAAUUCCACGUGGCACUCCAUAAGACGUUUUUCCAUAAUGCAAAAUGAAAAAAGAAUGAUCUACUGUUAUGGACCAAAAGAGGGGAGAAAAGUCCUUUUUAAGUGCAGUGAAACAUUUUGGUCUGUAUAUCUAUUGCUGCACAUCUCCGAAGCUGAUUAAUAUUUUAAGUAACUGUCACAUUUUUGAAAAAACUUCUUGGCUGUCUGUUUGUUUUCUUGCUACCGAGACAUUCAUGAGAGGCUUGUUCAUCUCUUACGUGUUAGAAUGAUUGAGCUGAAUGUACAGUCACAUUUCUUCAACACAGUGAGGGAAUUCAUUAACCUCCAUUUUGCUCUUUUUAAGAAAUGAUGGGAUGACUGUCGGCCAAAACAUAAGGAAAAAAAAAAAACAUUUUUAUUUGUGAAUUCUGCUGAAUAAAAGUCUUCUCUCAUAA